Messenger RNA from Aspergillus saccharolyticus JOP 1030-1, 1362 nucleotides. Its product is annotated as protein-lysine N-methyltransferase. The transcript has 4 exons. Lineage: Eukaryota; Fungi; Ascomycota; Eurotiomycetes; Eurotiales; Aspergillaceae. The record is from RefSeq and is a predicted model, not a curated record. Bases 1 to 1155 code for a protein of 384 amino acids.
AUGAUGUCCUCUUCUCCCUCUCUUGACCGUCUGGUCUCGCAAUAUUACCAACAAGUUGAACUUCCCUCACUCUCCCUUCCCGCUGAAGAUGCGACUCUUCUCCACCCCAUCACCCAACAUGCCCUCUACAACCGCAUGUUCAACGAUUCCGACCCCGCCCUCUGGCCGCUUCCCCCAGCCCACUAUCGUAUGCGCGUGCUCAAGCUGAUCAUUGCGCGCCUCGAGCAAGCACUCACCAAUCCGGAGGAGGAUGAAAUCAACGACGAACUUCUAGAAACAUGGGGCACUCUUCUCACGCAGCCCAAGCUUCCGGCCAUUGAACAAGCUCAACAACUCACCUACAUUAAAUACACUGCCCCGCAUUCCAGCUCUUCCUCUACACUCGAGCCGACACCACAGGUACAACAACCACAAGACUCCCCGCGAACAACCAUCACUUCCGAGUCCCGCGGUCUGAUCCUUUCCUCUGGCACUACGGGUUUCCGCACCUGGGAAGCCGCUCUGCAUCUGGGAACGUACCUCGCGACGGACUCGACCGCUGCCCGCUCCCUGAUCCAGGGCAAGCGGGUGAUCGAACUCGGCGCCGGGACAGGUUUUCUCGCCAUGUUCUGCGCGCAACAUCUCCGGCCGAAAUUCGUAGUCACAACUGAUCGUGAGCUGGCCCUGAUAGAGCAGAUCCAGGAUUGUGCCGGUCGCAAUGGACUGUACGACACGCCAGGCAAGUUCACGGCGGGGAUCUGGGAGUGGGGCACGCGAUUGGAUCUUCCCGGCUUCAACGAUGCCACCGCGGGUGGUUGUUCCUCGGACAGAGAGGAGGAGGGGGAUCCACCGGCCGGCGACGCAAAGGAUGAAGCAACGGGUCUCAACUUUGAUGUCGCUUUGGGAGCCGAUUUGAUCUACGACGUUGACCUCAUUCCCCUUCUGGUCGCUACCAUUGGGGACCUCUUCACCAACUAUGGCCUCCAGCAAUUUGUCAUCUCUGCGACCCUGCGGAACGAGAAUACGUUCCGGACGUUCUUAACAGCCUGUGAAGCUCAAGGCUUUACUGUCGAGCAGAUCCCCUUCACCUCGCGUCCCGAGGCAGAGCAGACGGGAUUUUACCAUUCCACGGCGAUUCCGAUCCACAUAUACCGGAUCACAAGAUCGACAGUCUAACUAUUGUUUUCCUUGGGGAGCACAAGUCGAAACACAAUCUCGAUCGAGAUUGGAUAACCCUCAAUCUAUACUAACAGCUCGCUGACGGAAUCGCCCGCUUACAUUGACCUCUAUCGUCUUCUUUGCCCAUCAUAACCCAGCAUCAUAUGGUAUUGCAGUCAUGAUCUCGUAUUGCUGACAGUAUGUAUAUCUAUCUUCAUAGAGGGG